AGAAUGAGUUCCUCCGUAUGCAGGCCAUUCAAAACCAAUCAGAACUUGAUGCACUUCGCAAGAAACUCAAUCUCUGCAUUGAUGAGAAAGAUAAACUGGAAAGGCAUGUUAAAAACUUGGAAACAAAGCUAGAAGCAGAGAGAUCCUCCAAAGUGGCCAUGAAGGAAGAAACACAAAAGUUGCAAAUCGACCUUCCUUCUCUAACAACUGAUCAGAUGCCCAAUAUUGCUCUUAAUGAUCAGACUGAGCUUAAAACUAUGGUUGAUGCAAUAGCUGCUGCAAGCCAAAGAGAAGCACAAGCUCAUGAAACAGCAAUUGUCUUGUCAAAAGAAAACGAUGAACUCAGGAUGAAGCUUAAGGUGUUGGUUGAGGAUAACAAUAAAUUAAUUGAACUAUAUGAGCGAGCUGCAGAAGAGAAUAAUAAAAACUGUAAUAGGGCUCAGAGUUCUCAAGAAAACAAAGCGGAGGAUGAGUACAAUGACUUGACUGAAUUGGCUGUGGGGAGGGAGUCCGAGAUGAAAAAGGAAGUUGAGAACUUAGAGCAUCAGCUUAUGGAAAUGCAUGAAGAGAAUGAGAAAUUAAUGAGUCUGUACGAGAAAGCCAUGCAAGAGAGGGAUGAAUUUAAGAAGAUUCUUGCUUCUGGUGGACAGAGGAUUGUUGAAAAUAAAGGAGGAUUUGAUUGUGCAGAAAAGCUUGUUGAAGUUGAUGGAGAGGAGCGUCACAAAUCUGAUGAAUCUUCUGCAUUUGGACCACUUGUGCUCAGUGAAAGGGAAGAUCUUCAGUUAGAGAAUCUAGCUGAACAUGGUCAGUCAGAAAUCGCAUUGGAUGAAACUAAUUUAUUUGCAGCGAAUGUACAGACUGGGUACAUCCAAUGUUCUGGAAAGUCAGAAAUAAAUGAUUAUCUUGAGUUACAAGAGUCUCCUAGCAGUUUGGAACCAAAAAAAUUUAUAGAGAGUGGUUACUCAGACUUCAAUGUGCAAGAUAGAGCUGAAAGCAGUGAGACAGGAAAACUCACAGUAGUUGAUAAAGGUUACAUGAUGGAGGAAACUUGUUUCCCUGGAUUGAAUGAACGGGAUGGGUCCAGCCAUUGUCCUGAGGAUCUUCAUAUUAAUGCUGGGGAUCAGAAUGGUGACAAUGAUCAGGGGAUGGAUGCAAAGUCAAUUGGUGUCGUUAGAGUAAAGCAGCCACAUGAUCUAAAAUUGGUCAGAAUGAAGCUUGACAAAGCACAAGAAAAGCUUCUAAGUUCUGCCCAAACUAUCAGUAUAUUUGGUUCACUCGAGAGGGCAAGCAUUGAGGUUGAUAAACUUUCAAUAGAAAUGGAAGCAUUAGAAACUGGUAUGCAGUUGAUGCAGCAGGAGUGUGCAUCGUCCCAGUUCCUUUCUUCUGAGAUGCAAGAAAGAAGGGAUGUGAUGGAUAAAAAGUUAAGGGCACUGAAAUACUCAUUAUCCAACUUUUCUUCAUCAAUUGGUUACUUUGAACAGCGUGAAGCUCAAGCAAGGGCAAGGGUAGAUGCUUCAUCAGCUUAUUUAAACCGAAAGAAAGAGGAACUGACCUCUCUUCAAACACGUAAAUAUGAAAUUGAGGUUGCUCAGAUGAAAAUUCAACAAACUCAGGUUGAAUUAAAACGCAACCUCGUGGACUGGAUAUCCAGAAUAGAAGAAGAAAACCGAAGACAAGAGAAUGAAAGGGUUCUCUUUGCCAUAGAUAAUGUUGAGAAAACAGAUAUUCACCCUGCACAAAAGAACUGGCCUUUGAGUGGUAAAGCUACCGAGUUACUAAAGUCUGAGGAAGAGAAAACAAAGCUACAAACAGAAGUGAAGCAAGCUCAAGAAAAGCUUGUGGUCUUUAGAAGGGAAGUUGAAGAUUUAGACAGGAAACUUGGGAAGGUGGAUAGGGAAAUUCAAGUUGUUCAAAUGGAGAUACAGAAAGGUUUGAAAUCUGUGGAGGAGAUGGAACACAGGCUUGGUAGUGUCAUCCAAGAGAGAGAUAUGGUAUUGGAAAUGAAAGAGAAUGGAAGGAAUGAAGUUGAAAAUAUGAUUCUGGAGUACCACCAAGGUGUAUUUGAAGCAGCAUUGAAAGAGGAAGAGAUGAAGAUCUUGGAGGAAGAAUUAGAUAUGGAGCUGAGAAGAAUAGAAGAGUUGCAAACUGCAAAAGCUAUAGCGUCUAGGAGAAAGACCCAGCUAUUGGAGGAAUUUACAUGCCAAUCAUGCUUUGUAUCUGACAAGAUGGAGGAGGAGCUCCAGAUUAUACAGAUGUCGAUUAUGGAGUUGAAGUCAUUAUAUGGACAGGAUGGUCCAAAUGACAGUUAACCCUUCUUUUAAAUGAUGUUUUAAUGUACUUCAUUCUGACAAACAGUCCUUUUUUAUUGUUAAUAGCUAAUGAAAUCUGAGUUUUGUUGUUUUUUCUUUGCAUGGACUGAUGGUAUGCUGUUUAAAACAAAGAAAACGAUUAGAAGAAACUCGAUGCGAAUAGGAACAAAUGUUUACAUGCUCAAAGCAUAUGAUCUGUUCUUUAUUUAUCAUUUUUGUGACCUAGUAAUUUCUGAAGUUGGGCUUCCUGG
Molecule: messenger RNA, 2560 nt
Organism: Ilex paraguariensis (yerba mate)
Lineage: Eukaryota; Viridiplantae; Streptophyta; Magnoliopsida; Aquifoliales; Aquifoliaceae
Source: the annotation of a GenBank genome assembly